GGGAAGUACUUUUUUCUAUGUCACUGACGAGACGCUGGUAGAAGGAUUAUUUACACAUAUCUUUGUCCAGACUGUAACGUUAGCCACCAAAUUUUACGAAAUACCUGAAAGGGGACUUCUUAAAAGAAUAAACUUCUCUGUGCCCUGACAGUUUGAGGAUGGAGGACAGUGAGGGUCACAGCUCUGCACACCAAGGAUCUGGUGAUGGUGCGACGAGCACUAUGAACCUAUAUGCCACUCUGGGGCUCUCUCCAGAAGACGUGGAUGCUCUGGCCCAGAUUCCAGAGAACGAGAUCAGUGUGGAGACGUUGCCUUAUCUGAUAAUGAAACUGAAAGCCAGUCGAGCCAAGCAAGAGGAGCAGGGACAGACCUCCCCAAAGGGAGACAGCUGUCAGGAGGAUACAGAUGAUGGAGACCUUAGCAAACAGGACAGUCCCCCUGCUGUCCCUCGCAGGUCAAACAGCCACUGUGACACUGAUUAUAGGAGAGCGGAGAUUCACAGUCGACCAGAGCGGACUGAGGCAAGGAGAGGUUCCCGUCACACUAGGCCCUCAAUGGAAAAACCAUCCGACAGCCAGCAAAAGAUUCCUUUCUCCUAUCAAGUGGAUGAUUUUCAUGGAGUUGUGCCCAAGGUUUACCCACACACAUGCUCUCUAUGCUUAUGCAUGUUGAAUUCUAAUAAGACAUGGAAGGAACAUCUCAAUGGAUUACGACAUGCGGAGGGCUGUCAAGAACUCACGCGCCUAUAUCCAGAUUGGAAAAAACAUGAUGCUCGGAAGGAAAUGUCUAAUGCCAUUCCGAGUAGAGAUGCUAUUUCAACCGCCCAGAAGUCUGCAUCAGAAAGACACUAUUUGAAACCCAGGGCUGGCACGAAGGUGGUGGUCACAAAAUUUCCCCAUGGCUCUGUUUGUGUUGAAGACUUGAUGACUUUGGCCAAGCCAUUCGGCACGGUUGUAAAACAUCUGGUGUUCCCCUGCAAGGGAUUCCUGGAGUUUGGUUCUCACAAAGAGGCUGUCAAUAUGGUGAAUCACUUCAGUGAAAAGCAAGCUUUUGUGAAGGGAUAUAAGUUGAAUCUGUACUUGUCACCUAUGGUGUGCAGUAUUCAUCCGCCAAGGUUGGAUGAACCAACAGAAAAACGGCCGACCAAACAAGCUACCAAUACAGUGGUUUGUUUUUCCCGCCUACCUCCUGGGAAGGAAAGAGAAUCUGAGAUUCUUGAUCUCGCCAAGAUGUUUGGGGAUGUGCGGCAUUCAACAUUUUCAAGUGAUCAGGCCCUGAUUGAGAUGGUAGAUUGGAAGGAUGCUGACAUUAUGGUGAAGUACUACCACUCCAACCCCCUAAAGAUCAGUGGAAAGAGUGUCAAAGUAUACUUGUCACUGAAACGCCUGAGAGAAAGUCCUGACUCCACCACAUCCAGAAGAGCAGAUUCCAGUAAAGGCCGCAGCAGCAGACACAAGAGUGAGGAGACUAGCAAGACCUCAAACUCCACAAACAAAGAGAAACCCAGUACAGGCAAACAACCUGCCGAGAAAGUGAUGGAACAAGGAGAAGGUCAACAAAGCGCCUCAGAGGAGGUCAAGGAAGUGGUCAAGCAGGACAUCGAGAUGGUCAAGGAGGAGGACGUUGAUUUGGAAAACAAAGAUCUGGACGAAGAGAUUAUCCAGGUGGAAGCUAAACAAAGCUUGUUAGAUGACGAGAAUGGAGCUGGUGUUGAUGCUAAAGACCCUGCUCCUUCUAAAAGUGCCUCUCUGGUGGCUGAUUCUAAAGAUAAGGGGGAACCUGAAAUCUCAGAACUGUUGGCAGACGAUACCUUGGAGGAUUGUGACAUCAAGGCUGCCGAUGAUCCAGCUCUGUGUGAUGCUGACGUCUCAAUGGAGAACAUGGUGGAACAGGAGAGCUUUCAAGAAGAUGACAAUAUGGAUGACAUGGAUUUCCCUGAGAAUAUGGAUGACUUCGUUACAUUGGAUGAACUUGACGACAGUACUGGAGGGGACACGCCGCUGGAAUCAAAGGAUGCUUCAUGGGAUGGAAAAGUUGUCCAAAUUAGCCCAAUUAGAAAGGGCUAUGGAAAUGUGGAGGUGGCCCUAUUGAAACUGGCAGAGCGAGCAAAUGUGAAAGUUGUAAACCAUUCAAUAUCCUUCCUCAGACAGGAGGCAUGGUUAGAGCUUGAAACUACUGAGGAAGUACGUGAAAUGGUGAAAUUCUACAAAGGAAAAGGACAGUUAUUGAGGAAACAUGUCAAUGUUAGCAUGUGCUUUUCACGAAAAGAGUUGGAGAGUCCUAGUGGGAGAUCCAUCUACAUUUGUAUGCUUCCACUCCAGAAGUACUCGGACGUCUCUCUUUUACGACUUGCCCAGCCUUUCGGGAAAAUCACUGGCUAUAAUUUGAACUGGCGUCAUGGAAAGUGUUAUAUCCAGUUGGAGAGCGUGGAAGCCGCUCAGAAAAUGGUGAAGUACUUCCAACGUCCACACAAGUUCUACGGGACCCUGUUAAGGGUCAGUUUGUGCAAAAAGGGAGACUCCCUAAUAUACUGGAAGCCUCCAGUCAAAUAUGAGCUGUGGUUGGCCAGUCAGAAAGACAGAAGAUCAAGAGAUCAUCAUGGAGAUGAAAAGACUAAUGGCCAGUCAGCCAAAAGCCCCUAUCCAGAGGAUGUCCAGAGCCCUGUGUCUGACAGUGAGGGGGUCUGUGGGGACCCUGAGGGUGAGGAAGCCAGUGGUGUGGAAGCUCUCCCAGAGGGAGAGGAGAAGCAGGAGGAGAAGCAGCAGCAGCAGGAGGAGAAGCAGCAGCAGCAGGAGGAGAAGCAGCAGCAGCAGGAGGAGAAGCAGGAGCAGGUGGAGGAGAAGCAGGAGCAGGUGGAGGAGAAGCAGGAGCAGGUGGAGGAGAAGCAGGAGCAGGUGGAGGAGAAGCAGGAGCAGGUGGAGGAGAAGCAGGAGCAGGUGGAGGAGAAGCAGCAGCAGAAGAAGAAGCAGGAGGGACCUCUGGGUCCUUAUCAACCUGACAACCCUGUUGGGUUAGCCUAUCUGGUGCCAAGGACUGGAUUCUUCUGCAAGCUGUGCAACAUCUUCUACAACAAUGAGGAAACAGCCAAAUCAGUCCACUGUAGCAGUGAGGAACAUUAUCUGAACCUUAAGAGAAAGAUGAAUAAAGAAACAGACCUCAUCUGAUUGAGGAUUGUCGUCCCCUUGCAGUCUUCCCAGAGGAAGGCCGUUUUAGUAUAAACAUUUCUGUCCAGUUUGUUUUUAACAUUCCAGUCUUUUUUGUUACUGUUAACAUUGUUACCCAUUUGAAAUUAAUUAAUGCAGCCUAUUACGAAAUGUAGUCCCAUUCUGUGGUUAGGAAUAGUACCUGGAUUUAGUUUCCUCUUAUUGAAUAAAUAAAUGUUGGACUUGUU
This is a messenger RNA of Oncorhynchus masou masou (cherry salmon), 3391 nucleotides long. RefSeq names its product matrin-3-like. The transcript has 20 exons. Bases 159 to 3164 code for a protein of 1001 amino acids. The record is from RefSeq and is a predicted model, not a curated record. Gene Ontology annotation, cellular component: nucleus. Gene Ontology annotation, molecular function: RNA binding; zinc ion binding. NCBI's taxonomy places the organism in Eukaryota, Metazoa, Chordata, Actinopteri, Salmoniformes, Salmonidae.